CACCGUUAUCACGUAUUAACGUAAGCUUCUAAAUCAUUGAGUACCUAAGUUAUUUAACUAACUAAAUAGAAUUUGAAAAAUGUUGUUCUUAAACUAUUAAUUAAAAAUCAAUUAGUCGUUAAAUCAAAGUGCAGAUUAAGCGUUGUGUUCCCCCAUUCGCGAUCUUUGUUUAGUUAUUUUCGUUGCGCUCGAAUAUGCCAAUUGGUUUAGUAGUAUUCACUAUUUAUGCGUAACACGUCGCGUAUACAACAUUCUGUAUUAAAUAACCAUCACGAUGGUCGAGACUAAAAAGAAGAACAUUUGUGUUGUGGUUUUGGGUGAUAUAGGCCGGAGUCCGCGAAUGCAAUACCACGCACAGUCGUUGAUACGCGAAGGUUAUAACGUGGACAUAAUUGGGUACACCGACAGCCCUAUACUGGAUGAUUUAAAAGAAAAUGCUACAAUUAUCGGCGUCAAGAGACCAUUUCCGUUCGAUGAAUAUGUGCCACGAACAGUAGCAUUUAUCUUCAAAGUCGUAUGGCAAACGUUGACAUUAUUUUGGGCGAUAUCUGUAAAACGAAAAUCUAAUAUUGUUCUUGUUCAAAAUCCACCGGCUAUUCCUACUCUUGCUGUUUGCUGGUUUUACUGUUUACUUUUCAAUGCAAAAUUUAUAAUCGAUUGGCACAAUUAUGCAUAUUCAAUACUUGCUUUGUCUUUGGGCACUGACGCACCACUGGUAAAACUUUCUUUAUUAUAUGAACAAUUUUUUGGUAAAUUAGCUGAUACUAAUUUAUGUGUUACCAAAGCGAUGAAAGAAGACUUAGAUAAAAAAUGGAAUAUUAAAGCUACGACUUUGUAUGACCGUCCAGGUCCACAGUUUAAAACAAUUACAUCGAUCGAAAAACAUUGUUUCCUAGAAAAAAUGAAUUUAAAUGAAUUCACUGAGAUAUCUGAAUCUGGUAAAGUACAAUUAAAGUCCAAUCGACCAGGUCUACUUGUGUCUAGUACUAGCUGGACUCCAGACGAAGAUUUUUCCAUUUUAUUUAAAGCAUUACAAAAGUAUGAUGAAAGUGAUGAUAUUUAUCCAAAUCUAAUUUGCAUUAUCACGGGAAAGGGCCCUUUAAAAUAUUAUUAUCAACAAAUGAUUUCAAAGUUAAAAUGGAAAAAGGUGUCAAUUAUUACACCUUGGCUCGAAAAUAAAGAUUAUCCUAUUCUCUUAGCGUGCGCUGAUCUUGGCGUAUGUUUACACGCCUCCUCAAGUGGUCUAGACUUGCCUAUGAAAGUGAUAGAUAUGUUUGGAGUCGGUUUACCCGUUUGCGCUUACGAUUUCAAAAGUUUGAAUGAAUUGGUUAAACACAAUGAAAAUGGUCUUGUUUUUUCUAAUGACAAGCAGCUUACAUUACACAUCAUGACAUGGUUUAAAAACUAUCCUUUGCAGGUUUGCGAAAAAAAACAGAAUUUUUGCAAAAACAUUGAUAGUUUUCGAAAAGUUGAUUGGCACAAAAACUGGAUGAUUAAUGCUCAUCCAUUUUUCUAUCCAUGAAGAAUGAUAUCCAUCCUAUUUAGAGUAUUCAUAAUUAAUCGUAAAUUGUUUUUAUUAUUCUAAAUAUUUAAUUUUUAUAACGUAAUAUUGUAGUAAUGGUAUUUUUCAACGAUAUAAUGAAAUUAUUUAAAUU
This is a messenger RNA of Sipha flava (yellow sugarcane aphid), 1655 nucleotides long. It is a transcript of the gene Alg1, whose product is annotated as chitobiosyldiphosphodolichol beta-mannosyltransferase. Bases 275 to 1522 code for a protein of 415 amino acids. Gene Ontology annotation, molecular function: mannosyltransferase activity. The record is from RefSeq and is a predicted model, not a curated record. Gene Ontology annotation, cellular component: endoplasmic reticulum. The transcript has 6 exons. NCBI's taxonomy places the organism in Eukaryota, Metazoa, Arthropoda, Insecta, Hemiptera, Aphididae.